This is a messenger RNA of Coregonus clupeaformis (lake whitefish), 1032 nucleotides long. Its product is annotated as DNA topoisomerase 1-like. Lineage: Eukaryota; Metazoa; Chordata; Actinopteri; Salmoniformes; Salmonidae. The record is from RefSeq and is a predicted model, not a curated record. The coding region runs from base 56 to 844 and encodes 262 amino acids. The transcript is spliced from 3 exons.
AAACAACUGCAUCACUCUCGUGAUUAUUUCUCCCCUUUUUCAGUGAUCAUCAACAAUGGAGAAGGUGUUGGUAAAAACUUUGGAUGAGCUGAUGAGUGACGAGAUGAAGAAAUUCCAGUGGUUCCUGAUCAAUCACAAGAGGUAUAACAUUGAGCCCAUCAGAAAGAGGGAGUUCGAUGGCAACGUAAGCAGGGAGAUCACCGUGGAGCUGAUGGUGAACAAAUACAACAAGAAUGGGGCUCUGGGUGUCACAGUGAAUAUCCUGAAGGAAAUGAACCAGAAUACACUUGCUGAGAAGUUGAAGACAAACGCAAACAUUCUCAAAGGAGCGGAGAAGAGCACUGCAAAGGAGAGCACUGCAAAGGAGAGCACUGCAAAGGAGAGCACUGCGGCGAAGAGCACUGCAAAGGUGAGCACUGCGGCAAAGAGCACUGCAAAGGAGAGCACUGCGGCAAAGGGCACUGCAAAGGAGAGCACUGCGGCAAAGGGCACUGCAAAGGAGAGCACUGCGGCGAAGAGCACUGCAAAGGUGAGCACUGCGGCAAAGAGCACUGCAAAGGAGAGCACUGCGGCAAAGAGCACUGCAAAGGAGAGCACUGCGGCAAAGAGCACUGCAAAGGAGAGCACUGCGGCGAAGAGCACUGCGGCGAAGAGCACUGCGGCGAAGAGCACUGCAAAGGAGAGCACUGCGGCGAAGAGCACUGCAAAGGAGAGCACUGCGGCGAAGAGCACUACAAAGGAGAGCACUGCAAAGGAGAGCACUGCGGCGAAGCGCACUGCAAAGGAGAGCACUGCGGCGAAGAGACCUAAGGCGAAGGGACCUGCAAAAACAGAGCCGUUCUAGAUCAAGAGAAUGGGUCCAUAUAGCAUACUUUAUUUUAGUAAAUUGACUUGUCAGAGACCAGUUUACAUUAAUAAAGAUAUUUCAGAAGAUUUCAAUUUUCUUUUAUAUACUGUAUUUUCUUAAGCUUUUCUCAGAAUAUUUGGAAUUUUACAACCUGACAAUUAAAUAAAAAUCAUAAUUUUCAAGAA